UUGGUGGGAAAGGGCGUAGCCAGCCGACUCCGUAGAGAAACCAUGGUAAAAGACGAACAAGAGUCGUCCAACCGGCCUGACAACACUGCCUUCACUCAGCAGAGGCUUCCGGCAUGGCAGCCCAUGCUCUCGGCAGGCAUUGUUAUCCCUGGGUUUGUCCUCAUCGGUCUGGCAUUCAUUGGCAUUGGGGUCGCUCUCUUUGUCACCUCACAGGGCAUCCAGGUGUUGGAGAUAGACUAUACUGGGGUGGAACAAAAGUCCCCCUGCUUCAGGUGUGCUAACUCGAAUGAGAAAAACUGUGUGUGCAACCUGGAAUUCUCCAUCGACCGCCUGUUAAAGGGGCCUGUGUUCUUUUAUUAUGGCUUGACCAACUAUUUCCAGAACUACAGAAGGUACGGGGUGUCUAAAGACGAUAACCAGCUGUCCGGAGACCUGGAUUAUUUUCAAAGUCCCAGCGACACCUGUUCACCCUAUGAGUAUGACAACAACGUCCCAAUAGUUCCAUGUGGGUCAAUAGCAAAUAGCAUGUUCAAUGACACCUUCAAGCUGUAUCAAACCGUCAAUGGGGUGAAGAAGCAGGUGCCCCUUGAUGGAAAAGGAAUUGCUUGGUGGUCAGACUAUAAUAUCAAAUACAGAAACCCCAGUGUUACUCCUCUGAAGAAUGCUUUCAAUGGUACCGUGAAACCCAUAUUUUGGUCAAAGCCUGCUUAUGAGCUGGACCCCACAGACUCCACCAACAAUGGUUUCAUCAAUCAAGACUUCCUGGUAUGGAUGAGAAGGGCUGCGCUACCAGAUUUCAGAAAGCUGUAUCGACGAAUCACACAUGAAGAUUACAAAGAAGGCCUACCAGCUGGGAACUAUUCUCUUGAAAUUUCCUACAACUAUCCUGUCCUGAGCUUUGAUGGGAGAAAGAAAGUGGUGUUCAGCAAUGUGUCUUGGAUGGGUGGAAAGAAUGAGUUCCUGGGCAUUGCCUACCUUGUGAUUGGAUCCCUGUGUGUGUUCAUGUCCAUAGUCAUGCUAAUUGUCUAUGCUAAAUUCAAGUUUCCAGAAGAGGACUGAGUGCCUAAUUGGGGGUAUAGAUCUACUUUCUUCUUUUAACAUUUUUUUUUAUGGAAUUUGGACAGGGUAAGGGUUUACUAUUGUACAGGAGUUGAAGCUUGAACCUCAGGAGAGAUUGCAAAGUAAAAACUGGCUCUGAUUUUUAUACAACUUCUUAUCUGUCACCCAUCUGUGACAUCAGGUUUUCUCUGAGUGCAAACAGCUGCUAGUCAAAUUGUCAAAGGUUUGUUGGCAGCGAAAAACUGUCUUUCUUUGUAUUUAUUGAACUUAUGCUUCAUAAAUCCCCUUUAAAGCCAUUUAGUACUGUUACAUUAAAUGAUUGAGGGACACAUAACCAGCAACAAAGUGUUGUAGACGUUUUGAAUGUGUCAUUGUUACUCAGGGACAUUAUCUGCUAUGUAUGCUUUAAGUGGUUUUAACUAUGAUUAGUCUUUGAAACUUUUUACUGUAUCCUGAUAUCUAUUUAAUAAAAACACAAUGUCAUAGUGUCUCCUAUCUAUGUCUUUUUAAGACGCAUACAUACAGAAGAGGCAUAUUUUUUUAGUCAUUCUUACUAUGUUAGAUCCUUUGGGAAUUUGGUAUUUCUGUUAUGUUUUUACCUGUUGAAUAACGGCUGUCCAAUUUCACAUCUACGAUUAUGCAUUUGAAUUCUUCCACAAACCGUACAUCUCAUGGACUAUACCCAUUAUUCAAAUAAGCACUGUUUUGGGAAAGAUGUACAGCAAUGAAAUCAAUAAAACCAAAAAACCUGGACUUAGGUGGUGUUUUGUCUUUACAUUUUAACAACCAGUUUUACACCA
This is a messenger RNA of Menidia menidia (Atlantic silverside), 1859 nucleotides long. Lineage: Eukaryota; Metazoa; Chordata; Actinopteri; Atheriniformes; Atherinopsidae. The record is from the annotation of a GenBank genome assembly.